UUUAAAUGAAAUAUAAUAUUUCAUUUCUUUCAAGUACCCUCAGCUUACGUUCAGUGAAAUACUUCCAGUUCAACUAUCAGUAUCAAAAUGCUGAAAAAAAGAUUCAACUGGAAAUCUAGGGAGGUGAAAAGCACAGUUAUAGAUGAUUCGGAAACGAAAAAGUUGAAAGUAGAGAUAGAAGGUUCCGAACAUUAUGAUGAUGCUAAUCAGUUGGUAUUACCAUCGAAAAAGAGGAAUACGAAAACCAAGAGGCAGAAAAUAGAGACUGUGAGAAUACUGUCGAAAAAACAGCGAAAGCUUCUUGAGAAAAUUGUGGACAAGAAAACGAAAAAGGAGAAUCGAAAAAAUAUCCUGGAAGAACUAGAGAAAUAUCGGUUGCCUAAGGAAGAACAAGAUCAGCUGGUAUCAUUGUCAUCCAUACAAACCAAAGGACUCAAGCGUAUAUUUUUGGAAGAAAAAAAUAUAAAUGCUCCCCCCAAAAAGCGAAAAACCCAUAACGAAGAAGAAAACAUUGUUGAGAAUGCCAAUAACCUUGUUAAAUUAGAUACUCCAAUUAAACAAGAUCCUAUUGUAAAAAAAAAAUAUGAUCCAAGUCAUCUAGGUCUAUCUGAUAAUGAACCAAGCGAUGAGGAUACCGAGUCAAGUGACGAUGAAGUUGAAGUUAAAGAUGAAAUUAUUGAAAGUCCCUUGCAAGAAGAAGAAGUCCAAGAAAUAAAAGAGAAUGCCUCUGGUUCUAAAUCAGAUAUCAAUGAAAAAAAAGAUGAUGAUGUAGAGAUUGUUGGUGAAAUUCCAAAAAUUAUAUCAGUGAAAAAGGAGAGAAAACCUGCAGUGUAUGUUGAUGUGAUCAGGGACCCUAAAAUACAAGAGCAAAGGAUGAAACUUCCUAUUUUGGGAGAAGAACAGCACAUAAUGGAGGUGAUCAAUUCAAAUCCAAUUGUUAUAAUAUCUGGUGAAACUGGAAGUGGUAAAACAACACAAUUACCUCAGUUUCUUUAUGAAGCUGGUUAUGCCUUAGAGAGGCAGAUUGGUAUAACUGAACCAAGGAGGAUUGCAGCUAUCUCCAUGUCGGAGAGGGUUGCAAAAGAGAUGAGCUUGAGCUCUAGAGAAGUAUCUUUCCUGAUCAGAUUUCAGGGUAAUGUAACAGAAGAUACCAAAAUCAAGUUCAUGACAGAUGGUGUUUUGUUGAAAGAGCUUCAGAGUGAUUUUUUGCUAAAUAAAUACAGUGUUAUCAUCUUGGAUGAAGCUCAUGAGAGAUCUCUGUACACAGAUUUGUUGGUUGGUCUUCUGGCUUGGAUUAUCAAACUACGCGAAAAGAGAAAUAUACCGUUGAAGCUCAUUAUCAUGUCGGCCACAUUACGCUUACAAGACUUCACUAACAACAGGAGACUCUUCAAGACUCUCCCUCCUGUAAUCAACGUAGAAAGCCGUCAGUUUCCGGUCACAGUCCAUUUCAACAGAAGAACCGAUGAUGAUUAUAUGAAAGAGGCAUUCAAGAAAACUGUGAAAAUCCAUUCCACCCUGCCUGAAGGUGGGAUUCUGAUAUUUGUAACAGGACAACAGGAAGUUCAUCAAUUGGUGACUAAAUUGAAGAAAAAGUUCCCCUAUGUAGAGUCCAAGAAAAAGGCGGAACUAAAAGAAGAGGAUCAAGAAGAUGAGGAAGAUAUCUGGGAUGGUAAAAAGAAAAAGGGAAAGAAUAAAAAGAACAAAAUAAUCUUGCCACGUAUCAAUUUGGACGAUUAUAGCCUUCCGCGUGAUGCCGAAGUGAUCUCAGACGAAGAAGACGCCUCCGACGUGGAGUCUGAGGAAGACGCGCAUGCGGACGAGACCGCUUGCCACGGACAGCCUUUGUGGGUGUUGCCUCUCUUCUCCAUGUUGCCGGUUCACAAGCAGAACAGGAUAUUCCAACCGGUUCCUUCGGGAUGCAGGUUAUGCGUGGUGAGCACCAACGUGGCCGAGACAAGUUUAACAAUUCCGGGUAUAAAAUACGUGGUGGAUACCGGGAAAACGAAAGCCAAAUUAUACGAUAAGGUGACCGGCGUGUCCACUUUUAGGAUUUGCUGGACAAGCAAAGCCUCGGCCGAUCAAAGGGCUGGGAGAGCAGGCAGAACCGGACCGGGGCACUGCUACAGACUCUAUUCCAGUGCCGUAUAUAACGAUACCUUCGUGAAUUUCGAAGAGCCGGAGAUACGAAGGGCCCCCUUGGACGAUCUUAUAUUAAGAAUGCGAAGCAUGAAGAUCACGUCCAUCUUGAACUUCCCCUUCCCCACCGCUCCAGACCUGCUGCAGAUGAAGGUCGCCGAAACUAGGCUCAAGAUCCUCGGUUUACUGGAUGAACACACAGGCAAGAUCACCAAACUGGGGAAACAUGUGUCCAAGUUCCCCCUGUCACCCAGGUUCGGCAAGAUGCUGGCACUCAGCUUCCAGCAGGACAUCGUCCCUUACACCAUAAUGCUGGUGGCGGCGUUGUCGGUGCCCCAGCUGCUGUUGGAGGGAUCGGGCGAGACGAAGGGAGCCGAAGGCGGUCGCAGCGAUGCCGAGAGGUGGGCGGCUACGCGGGCGAAAUGGGCGGGAACGGGUAAUUCGUAUCUGCUGGGCGACAACAUGGUACUGUUGGCGAGCGUCGGCAUGGCGGAAGUGGCCCACGCCCAGGGCAAGCUGGAGGCGUUUUGUUUCGAGAACGGCAUCAGACAGAAGGCGCUGUCCGAGGUGCGUAAGUUGAGGGUGCAGUUGACCAACGAGAUCAACACUAACCUCCCGGAGGCCGAUUUGACGGUCGACCCUAAACUGCCGCCGCCUACCGAUCAUCAGGCCAAGAUGUUGCGUCAGAUUUUGUUGCUGGGUUUGGGGGAUCAGUUGGCGAGAAAAGUGACGAUAGAUGAGGUACCUACUGGAGAAUCAAACAAGUAUGAAUAUGCAUACCGAGUGGGCAACAUGGAGGAUCUAGUAUAUCUCCAGAAAAGCUGUGUCCUUCGCAGGACGGUUCCAGAAUGGGUGGCCUUUCAGGAGCUGUAUAAAAAAAAUAAAAUAUUCAUGCGUGGAGUGGCAGCUGUAGAAGCGGAGUGGCUGCCACUCUAUUACCCACAUAAAUAUGGCGGCGACUGAUGCGGAUGUGUCGGAUCGUGAUGGUGACGAUUGUGCAAAUAAGGGUGAAAAUACGAACUCAAAAAUAUUCAAGUGUUGUGCAAAACCAGCUAAAGCAUGCGUUUGCAAAAACUGCUAUUCCAUUUUCCAUGAUAGUUGUAUGAAAAGGAAUAAAAACAUCGAAAUUAUUAGUGAACUACUAAUUGAGUGCUGUUCAGCAAGUGAAAACUCAGAAAUUAAUCACAAUCCAGAGUGUGAAAAUGAAGAAAUUAAGCAACUGAAAAUUGAAGUGCAAUAUCUUGAAAUGUUAA
Coccinella septempunctata (seven-spotted ladybird) is the source of this 3392-nucleotide messenger RNA. RefSeq names its product probable ATP-dependent RNA helicase kurz. Gene Ontology annotation, biological process: maturation of SSU-rRNA from tricistronic rRNA transcript (SSU-rRNA, 5.8S rRNA, LSU-rRNA). The transcript has 7 exons. The record is from RefSeq and is a predicted model, not a curated record. Gene Ontology annotation, cellular component: nucleolus; intracellular anatomical structure. Gene Ontology annotation, molecular function: RNA binding; ATP binding. The coding region runs from base 88 to 3102 and encodes 1004 amino acids. NCBI's taxonomy places the organism in Eukaryota, Metazoa, Arthropoda, Insecta, Coleoptera, Coccinellidae.